This is a messenger RNA of Ipomoea triloba (trilobed morning glory), 1964 nucleotides long. RefSeq names its product anthocyanidin 3-O-glucosyltransferase 2-like. The transcript is spliced from 2 exons. NCBI's taxonomy places the organism in Eukaryota, Viridiplantae, Streptophyta, Magnoliopsida, Solanales, Convolvulaceae. The record is from RefSeq and is a predicted model, not a curated record. Bases 78 to 1532 code for a protein of 484 amino acids. Gene Ontology annotation, molecular function: UDP-glycosyltransferase activity.
AUAUCACGAAUGGUUUGCCCUAUAUUAUUAUAUUCCGUUGAGCUGUACGCUCAGAUCUGAUCUCUACACCGGAUAGUAUGGCAAGAGCGACGGCGGAGCUGAUCCUAAUCCCUUCUCCGGCGAUGGGCCAUGUUGCCGGGAUGCUGGAGUUCGCUAAGCUCCUCAUAAAACGAUCUGAACAGCUCUAUAUAACCGUCGUUAUCAUCAAGCUCCCUGAUUAUAUCGAUUCCGUUAGCGGCACUUUCGUCGACGCCGUCAUCGCUUCCGCCGGAGAAACUCGCCUCCGGUUUGUCCACCUCCCACCCACUGAUCCUUCUCCCGAGUGGAGCUCCAGAACUCGAGGCCACUUCGUCUAUAGGCUUGUACAGAGCCAGAGAAAUCACCUCAGAGAUUUUUUGUCCGAAUAUCCCGGGAUUGUCGGGGUGGUUGUUGAUAUGUUAGUUACGCCGUUUAUGGAUGUGGCCGGGGAUUUCGGGAUUCCGGCCUACGUGUUCUUCACCUCGGGAGUUGCGUUUCUAGGGCUUAUGAUUCACUUCCAGAUUGUUCAGGACGAGGAGGGGGAAGACGUGACUGAGUUCGCGAACUCGUUGACCGAGUUGUCGUUUCCGAGUUAUGAUAACUCAGUCCCAGCUUCGGUGUUGCCGACGGUGCUUGUCGACAAGGAGACCUGGCUGGGCAGAUUUGUCGUCUUCGCUCGUGACUUCAGAAAAGCAAAGGGUAUUAUAGUCAAUAGCUUCGCCGGCUUGGAAUCCCACGCCAUAACUGCCUACAACAGCACCACUACCGUACUUCCUCCGCUCCACACUGUGGGACCCAUCGUGAACCAGACACGCACGCUCUCCGGCGCGUCAAACUGGGAUUGGCUUAUGAGCUGGCUCGACGACCAGCCGCCGGAAUCCGUCGUGUUCGUAUGCUUCGGGAGCCAGGGGAGCCUACCGGAGAAUCAAGUGAGAGAAAUCGCCCGCGGGCUGGAACGCAGCCGGUAUCGCUUCCUCUGGUCCCUCCGGCGGCCACCGCAACGAGAUAGCGAGAACAACAAGGCGCAGUUUCCGGGAGAAUACUCGGAUUACAACGACAUCCUACCGGACGGAUUUCUCCACCGGACAGCGGGGACAGGGAAGGUGGCGGGGUGGGUCCCGCAGCUGGAGAUACUGUCACACAGAGCCGUGGGCGGCUUCGUAUCACACUGCGGAUGGAACUCGAUUCUAGAAAGCAUAUGGUGCGGAGUGCCGAUCGCGACUUGGCCGGUGCACUCAGAGCAGCAGGUGAACGCUUUCCAGAUGGUGAGAGAGUUGGGGAUGGCCGUGGAAAUAAGCUUGGACUACUGCGAGAGAAGCGUUAAUGGCAGACGUGCCGGCGAAAUGGUGACGGCGGCGAGGAUAGAGAGAGGGAUAAAGGGAGUGAUGGAGAAGGAGAGUGAGGUGAGGAAGAAGGUGAAGAAGAUGCAAGAAGAAAGCCGGAGGGCCUGUGAAGAUGGAUCUUCCAUCUCCACUCUCAUAGCUCAAUUCACCAACACACUUCACAAUGGUUGAUCAAGAGUUCACUUCUUUCUCAACAUAUGGAAAAUGCUUCUUUUUAGCUUUUAGAAUAUUAUCUUUAUAUUGCUGUUCCAGGGGCUAAUUGGUGACUAGGGAAUUGUUGGAUGAAGGUACAUGAACGGUCAACUUUCAUUACCUGCCUCUAAAACAUGUGGUCGUGGUCUUCCUCAAAAUAGGUUCGAACUCACUCCUCUCAUAUUGCAACCGAGUGCCACUAGAUCAUAAGAGGCAAUUUAUAUCGUAGACCAUUGUGCACCCCGUACCAAAAUGAGUUCUGUGUAUUCAACGUAAUCGUUCUUUGUAUUCUAGACAAUCAUUCUGUGUAUUCUAGGCAACCGUUCUAUGUAUUCAUGUUAGUAACACAUGUUGUGAUGUGUUUGUGCAUUCGAAUGUUAGGCAGGAUGAGUUCUGUGUAUUUUGUGUCAA